Molecule: messenger RNA, 1804 nt
Organism: Rhododendron vialii
Lineage: Eukaryota; Viridiplantae; Streptophyta; Magnoliopsida; Ericales; Ericaceae
Product: probable arabinosyltransferase ARAD1
Exons: 9
Coding region: 62-1570 (502 amino acids)
Molecular function (GO): glycosyltransferase activity
Source: RefSeq, a predicted model, not a curated record
GUUUCUGUUUCUGUUUCUUAAGAACUCCAUCACUCUUCUCUCCAUCUCUCUCUCUCCAAAAAUGGCCGGAAAACAUUCCUCCUCCAUAACACCCCGCACCAGAUCUCGACUCCUCCUUUUCCUCCUCUCUCUCCUACCCCUCUCUCUCCUCUUCUACACCAUCUCCUUCUUCACAUCUCCUUCCGAUUCCCUUCCGCUCCGGUCCUCCCCAAACUCUAACCCCAGCGCCGACUACUCCUUCGUCGCCUCCCUCGAGAAAUUCCUCGCCCAAGAACCUCGCGCUCUAUUGGAUGACACCGUGGCUUCAGCGAGCGAACAAGGCGUGACGAAGCUGGACGAUAUGAUUUGGAAAACAGAGACCGAAAGGCUCUACGGCGAUCCGCUUUUUCCUCCUCUUAGGGUUUACGUUUACGAGAUGCCGAAGAAGUUCACGUACGAUCUGCUGACGUUGUUUUGGAAUACGUACAGAGAGACGUCGAAUCUCACUUCGAAUGGUAGCCCUGUGCAUCGUCUGAUCGAACAGCAUUCUAUUGACUAUUGGCUGUGGACGGACUUGAUUGCACCGGAAUCUGAAAGGCUUCUGAAAAAUGUUGUAAGAGUUCAUCGUCAGGAGGAGGCAGACCUCUUCUACAUUCCAAUUUUCACAACCAUCAGCUUUUUCUUGAUGGAGAAGCAGCAAUGCAAGGCACUUUAUAGGGAAGCUUUGAAGUGGGUAACAGAUCAGCCCGCAUGGAAGCGAUCUGAAGGAAGAGACCAUAUACUUCCAGUUCAUCAUCCCUGGUCUUUCAAGUCUGUUCGCAGAUAUAUGAAGAAUGCAAUUUGGCUGUUACCAGAUAUGGACUCCACAGGGAACUGGUACAAGCCUGGGCAAGUUUCACUUGAGAAAGACUUGAUACUUCCAUAUGUCCCCAAUGUUCAUUUGUGUGAUCCAAAAUGCUUGUCCGAAAGUGAAACCAACAGAAAGACACUCUUAUUUUUCCGAGGGAGGCUUAAAAGAAAUGCUGGAGGAAAAAUACGUUCUAAACUUGGGGCUGAGCUUAGUGGUACUGAGGGUGUCCAAAUAGAAGAAGGGACGGCUGGAGAAGCAGGCAAACAAGCGGCUCAGGAUGGCAUGCGCAAGUCCAUCUUUUGCCUAAGUCCAGCUGGCGAUACUCCGUCAUCUGCCCGAUUGUUUGAUGCUAUUGUGAGUGGGUGCAUCCCUGUUAUAGUUAGUGAUGAACUAGAGCUUCCUUUUGAAGGAAUACUUGAUUAUCGGAAGAUAGCUCUGUUUGUUUCCUCCAGUGAUGCUGUGCAGCCGGGCUGGCUUUUAACAUUCCUUAGAAGUAUUAGUCCUUCUCAGAUCAGAGAAAUGAGAACGAAUCUAGCUAAGUACUCAAGACAUUUCUUGUACUCCCAUCCUGCUCAACCUUUGGGUCCUGAAGAUUUGGUUUGGCGAAUGAUGGCUGGUAAGUUGGUGAACAUCAAGCUUCACACUCAGAGAUCCCAGCGGGUGGUGAAAGAAUCUAGAAGCCUGUGCACUUGUGAUUGCAGGCGUGCCAACCUCACAAGCCCGGGUGAUGAAAGAAUCUAGAAGAAUGGUUUUCGGUUACUCUUCUAUCACGUUAGGGUAUCAUGGCUGCAAAUGCUAGAAGAGGAGUUACUACUUGGUAUUCUUUUGCAGUGUAAUUUAUGUGAAUUGCUUAGUUAGGCGAAAGAGAGAUAUGUGGGCCAUUUUCUUUGUACAAACACAGGUGAUCUCAAUCAUCACGUGACUGACAAUUCCAGAUCAAGAAGACAAUGAUGAUUCUUUGUGAUUGCGUAGUGA